This is a messenger RNA of Gymnodraco acuticeps, 1911 nucleotides long. RefSeq lists its product as uncharacterized. The transcript is spliced from 4 exons. The coding region runs from base 59 to 850 and encodes 263 amino acids. The record is from RefSeq and is a predicted model, not a curated record. NCBI's taxonomy places the organism in Eukaryota, Metazoa, Chordata, Actinopteri, Perciformes, Bathydraconidae.
UUGAACGCGUCAGGAGGCAGUGGUUUCUGUAGCAGUGCAGCUAACUUCAGCGUCAGCCAUGCCUGGGAAAUGUAAAUUUCAAGAGUCCUGGCUCUCUAGGGAAAUGUACAAGGACUGGCUGGUUAAGGAAGUCCAGGACAUUCACUUCGCCCGGUGUAGGGCGUGUUGUAAAUCAAUCAAACUUCAGACCAUGGGCGAGGCUGCUCUCACCAGCCAUGCAGCGGGAGCUGGGCACAAAGCAGCGGUCCGCAAGCUAGUGGAAGGAGGCAAUGUGAUGCUGAUCAAUGCUGCUGGGCAGAUAAAUGGCAGCGUGAAUCGGACUGAAGACAGCAAGGAGCAAGUGGCCAUCUGCCUCCAGCGGGACGCCUUGGACAGAAUACCAGGCAGCAACUGGGCCGAUCAGCACCACAGCCCCACUACAAACUCCACCUCCCACAAUGCUGAGCUGCAGGAUGCCACAUUUCCUGCUGCCUACUUCACAGCACCAGGCACCUCCCGGCUCAUCAGCCAGCGUCUCCUCCCGACAGGCGGCGAGGGGGGGGAAGAGACCCACCGCUCGACUCAGCAGGACCCCACAGAUAUGUCCCGACAGGAGCACCAGCAGAGGGCCGAGGCUCUGGAGCAGCAGCAGCAGAUGAAGAUCCUGGAGUGGCAGAACAGGAUGAAGGUGCUGGCGUGGGAGCAGGAGCUGGUGAGGGAGAGGAGGAGAGCAGCGCGGCAGGAGGAGAAGGCCUUCAGGAUGAAGAAGGCGUACUACAAAGCCAAGCUAAAGAGGAUGGGAGAGGACGUUCCGCCAUCUUCCUCCAGCAACAGCGAUGAAGAGGAGAACACUUCUAAUCAGACAGGAUGAACGGAUUCUAUUUCUUGUAUUUCUUAUCAGCGCUUGUUUCAUUAUUGAAUGCUUUUGUGUAUAUGCCAUGAAACUGUUGCUACUUUUAUACAUGUAUUAUAACAUAUAGACGGUUGGUUGCUUUAAAUGAGCAGUUCUUACACAAAUACUUUUUUGAUUUUUCUGAGAUAAACUGAACUAGUUGAGUACACUUCGCUUAAUCUCAAAUUUAAAAUGAGGUUCUCGUAGACCAAUAGAAAACAUGUAAAUGGUAUAUUUUUGAAAGGCUUCUUACAUAUGUAAUAUUUAAAAAAAUACCAUGAUCCUGUUUUGUUUAAUAAUCAUUCAUCACCAUGUGUCUUAAGUAUUUAACAUUUUGAGAUGUCCAUUGAUGUUGAGGGUGAUUGUAAAGAGUAUUACAAAAUAUAUUAAGAUUCAAUCUAAUCACGGCAGCUGUACAAAUGUAAUGUUAUUCCUAAAUGGACACUUCUUCAUGAUUUUACAAAUCUGACCUUUAAGUGGUCCUAUAACCCUGAGUACAGGUUAUAUUCUGUCUCAGCUGGGGGCUUCUGUUUUCACCGGGCAUCAUGGUGGCAGCUGAACAUCUCUGACUCCUCUGGAUGUCCGUCUCCGUCUGUCAGGAGGUUUUGCCUGCUCAGUUUUUUCGCACCUGAAAAUGUCUGUUCUCAUGAAUAAGGAAAGCACACACACUCACACAAACACACCUAGAAUAAAUAUGAACAGACGUGUAGGAAUAAGUCAUUUUUUUAAUAUCCAACAUUUCUCUUGUUUCCGCGGUAAUGGGAACAGCUGUUUCCAUGCCGCCGUCCCCUUGCCGCCGGCGGGAUAGAAGGCAUCCCAUAAUGAACACACGAGAAAACAAAGACAAUCUCCCAUUCCUCCUCCUCUCACCAACAAUCUCUUACUGUGUCCGUCAUUUGUCCACUUUUGCUUAAGCAGAGCACGUCUCAACGUUUCAGGAACGCCUUAGUUUCCUCUCACUCUCAGAACCAGAUUAACCUGAAGCUGGAGUUUUCUGUUAAUUGACUGCUGUGUAUAAAAGCAUUAAUAUGACUGGUUAA